GAGAAAGGCAGACUUUGGACCCACUUCACUCAGUCUUCUCCUCUCCCGGGUGUCCCAGACAUAAGCCUCCUGUCUACCUGCACUGCCAGGCUCUUCAGUCCCCACCAUGAAUAUCCAGUUUGCCCCUACCGACCUGCCCCUAAGCAGAAGACUGCAGACGGCCUCGGUGCUACAGUGGGUCUUCUCCUUUCUGGGCCUGGCUCCAUGCUGCAUCGUGCUGUUCUUUGUGUUGAUGUUCACUCGGUUCUGGCUGGUCAGCGUGUUGUACGCCUGCUGGUGGUUCAUCGACUGGGAAACACCAUCCAAGGGGGGCAACAGGGUUCACUUCCUCUCCAAUCUACGUGUCUGGGACUACAUGAGGGACUACUUCCCUGUAAAGCUGGUGAAGACAGUGGACUUGGACCCCAGGCAGAACUACAUCCUUGGUUUCCAUCCCCAUGGGAUUCUGGUGACUGGAGCCUUCACUAACUUCUGCACGUAUGCUACAGGCUUCAGGAAACUAUUCCCUGGCCUGGACAGCUUUCUGCUGAUGCUGCCUCUCUGGUUCAGAGCCCCCUUCUUCAGAGACUACAUCAUGAUGGCAGGUCUGAUUCCCUCGGACAAGGAGAGUGCCAGCUAUCUGUUACGUCGACAGGGAGGUGGGAAUGCCGUUGUUAUAGCAGUAGGAGGAGCCCCCGAGGCCCUUGACGCACGCCCUGGCGCCUUCACCAUUCUCUUAGCCAAUAAGAAGGGCUUCAUCAAACUGGCAAUGGAACAUGGUGCCCAUCUGGUGCCAGUCUUCUCCUUCGGGGAGAAUGAGUUGUUCGACCAGGUGGAAAACCCUCGAGGCACCUGGAUCCGCUUGAUUCAGGACAAGCUGCAGAGCUUCAUGGGUAUCUCUCUGCCCCUCUUCCACGCGCGGGGCAUUUUCCAGUACAGCUAUGGUAUCAUGCCCUACAGGAAGCCCAUCAACACUGUGGUGGGACGGCCAAUCAGAGUGGAGAAGAAUGAGAAGCCCACAGUGGAGGAGCUUGAUGCCCUCCAUCAGCUCUACACAGAAGAACUCAGCCAGCUGUUUGAGGAGCACAAGGGCAAGUAUGGAGUGCCAGAGGACCAACACCUCAGCUUUGUCUGAGCAGGACUCACAACCAGGAGAGAGAGUGAGAGAGAGUGAGAGAGAGAGAGGGACGAGAGAGAGAAAGGGGGAGAGGUAUGGUGGGAGAGGGAGAUAAAGAAAGACAGAGAGAGUGAGAGAGAGAGAGAGAGAGAGAGAGAGAGACUGAAAGAGAGAGGGGAAGGGGGAGAGCAUAAAAACCGUAAUUGGAGUUGCACCACCAAGUCCUUUCACUUUCCUCAACCAGAAAAACCUUUACAGCUAUAACCACCUGAAGCAUCCAGACCAAACUACAGGAGACAAGUAACAAGAGGAAUUGAUAUGGACAUUCUUAGCCAUGAUAUGGACAAAAUCUUUCCCGUCACAAAAAGCACUGUAUUAUGUAUGUCAACUAGAUUCAGCCACGGGCCUAUUUUUUCUUGAGUGGAGGGUCGUGGGACCGGAACAUAAUUGCAAAUAAUUUGGAGACUGCAAAUUGACUGCAAGAAGCCCAAACAGAUAUAAUGUUUGACGAAAACUUGCUUACAUUUGUAUAUGACCAAAUGUCUCUCUAUUAUGCGUGAGAAUACUUGGGAACAGAUUUCUCAAAUGAAAAUCACUUGAGGCUGAUCUCCUGGUGUUUUUAUAAUCUAUUAUGUCCAACAAGGAAAAAAUAAAAACAUUGUAUUUUUUUAGCUCAGAAAACUUGGGGUGCAAAUUAAACCACCUAUGAGCCAAAUUCGGCCCUCGGGCCACCAGUUGGAGAACCCUCUCCUAGAGCCACAUUUUUGCCUUAAUCUACAGAUGAAGUGACAUCUGUCUGGGUGAUUCGAGACUUGUAUAAGUCUGUAGAUCCUAUCAAAUAAAAGUCAGAGGUUGAAUGGAGAUUUCAUGUAAUGGGGUGAUGCACUGUAUCCUCACUUACAGUAUAUAAGGCCUCUCGGUCUCCUAUAUCAAAAACACACUAGGAAAAACUGGGAAUAAUUCUCAUUUUACUCAGUGUUUUUACAUAAUAAUACUUUAUCUGGUUAAUAAGUUUCCAUUUACAGUAUAUAUUUAAAUUCCCAAUGUAUUCAUUUUAAAUGUCUCUGUCUUAAUGUCUCUGUCAUGUAUACAUUUUUCACAAUAUUGUAAUAUAAAAUCUGAUACUAUUUUUCUCAAUUGCAUUGUUUUUAUUAUAAUACCAGUUCAUUUAUUUUAAUAAAGGUGAUUUCAGUUCUCA
Oncorhynchus masou masou (cherry salmon) is the source of this 2294-nucleotide messenger RNA. Its product is annotated as 2-acylglycerol O-acyltransferase 2-A-like. Gene Ontology annotation, molecular function: diacylglycerol O-acyltransferase activity; 2-acylglycerol O-acyltransferase activity. The record is from RefSeq and is a predicted model, not a curated record. The transcript is spliced from 6 exons. Lineage: Eukaryota; Metazoa; Chordata; Actinopteri; Salmoniformes; Salmonidae. Gene Ontology annotation, cellular component: endoplasmic reticulum membrane. Bases 107 to 1114 code for a protein of 335 amino acids. Gene Ontology annotation, biological process: triglyceride biosynthetic process; diacylglycerol biosynthetic process.